Paramormyrops kingsleyae is the source of this 1425-nucleotide messenger RNA. Its product is annotated as E3 ubiquitin-protein ligase ZNRF2. Lineage: Eukaryota; Metazoa; Chordata; Actinopteri; Osteoglossiformes; Mormyridae. Gene Ontology annotation, biological process: proteasome-mediated ubiquitin-dependent protein catabolic process; protein K48-linked ubiquitination. Gene Ontology annotation, cellular component: membrane; cytoplasm; intracellular membrane-bounded organelle. Gene Ontology annotation, molecular function: ubiquitin protein ligase activity. The record is from RefSeq and is a predicted model, not a curated record.
UCACCGCGCCUGCCGACAAAGGAAGAAAAGCCACUUCCUUUAAAGCAGAUGAACGGAUGAAUAGCGUGUUAGAAGGAGAGCAGUAAAGAUAGGAAAAUGUCACGACGCUAGUGAAAGGGUAUAGAAGACUUUUAGUCAUAAACCCCGAUUACAGAAGUAUUAUUUUAAUAAGGAUAUUUAUAGAUAUUCAUAAUCGAAACUAAAGGCGGGUAGUCGUUACCGAUCGCAGGCACAAAUUGCAGUCAUGGGAACUAGAUCGAGUCGUUUACAAGAAGAAGGAGUAUCGUCUGCUUUUGAGAAGGACGACAUUAGCAGGGGGUCUUGCCGCCGACUGCGCAGCAAGCGGCCUACUAGUCUAGUGGUGGGUUUCUCCGGCAGUUUCGAUCAGGACUCGGAGGCCGGCCGGAGCCGCUCGGAGGAGGGCAGCGAUUCCGACCAAGGGCGGCAGGCGAGUGCCAGCGGGGGCAGCGCCAACCGCAACCCGGGUCAGACGGAGACCGUUAAUAACAACAAGCACGCCAGCGACGGGAGCCCUACGGGAGAACUUCGCCGGGGAUUACUGCCCGGGGAGACCGGCCGCGUCGGUCAUCGCACCUUCUCCGAGCGCCUGGUCGUCAAUCGGCAGAUUUCUGGGAGGAACGGCUCCGUCCGGCCGGGCCGUGCCCGAACCACCCAUCCGCGUCCCGUCUCUGAGGCGUGGAUCGGUCGCGUCAGCAACCGCCACGGCACCAUCCGUUGUCCAUUCUGCUCCAAGCCAUUUCCAGGGGGCAGGAUAGAGGAUCACCUGUUGAGCUGCCUCACCUCCCUGCCUCUGCCUUACAACACUGACACCCUCACCAAGGACUCUGGGGAGUGUUCCAUCUGCCUGGAAGAUCUGCUUCAGGGGGACACCAUCGCACGCCUGGCCUGCCUUUGUGUCUACCACAAAAGCUGCAUCGACUCCUGGUCCAAGGUGAAGUCGUGCUGUCCGGAGCACCCCUUCAACUGAGCCGCCCAGCUCCGGUUCCGCAGGAGAGAAUUACUCACCAUUAUGGACGGGAGGAAAAGCAUAUGAAGUUGCAGGUUGCAUCACAUGUGGAGAUGACUAUGAAGGCAACUUCUGCUUAGCUUGAUACUGGCAUGUAAACUUCUGCCACAGUUGGGAUUGGAAAAAAAAACGCUGUAUUUAUUCCUCUUUUUUUUUUUCCCCAAACUUAGAGUGCUGGGCUUUUCAGUUUUGUUUUUUAAAACAACAGUUCCAGCAAUACAGAUCUCUACAAGGAGGUCGGUAAAUAAUUGUGUGUGUGUGUGUGUGUGUGUGUGUGUGUGUUUGCAUUGCUGGUAUUUCCUGGAGGGGUGAGGAGGGAUCUAGAUAGUCGAGUGUGUGAGUGCAGAGACGUUUGGUUUGUGUGUGUGUGUGUUUUUUUUUUUUGCCUCUGUAGUAAU